Molecule: messenger RNA, 849 nt
Organism: Trichoplax adhaerens
Lineage: Eukaryota; Metazoa; Placozoa; Uniplacotomia; Trichoplacea; Trichoplacidae
Exons: 11
Coding region: 1-849 (282 amino acids)
Molecular function (GO): protein binding
Source: RefSeq, a predicted model, not a curated record
AUGUUCCGCAAAAUUGAUGUCAACAUUAUUGAUGGCAAAGCUUUUGACAAAUGCACGAACUUAAAAUCUUUAGAAUUAAUUGAUGUUCGUAUUGGUAACGAAAUAACGCUAGCUUUCGAUAAUUUAGCAAAUCUUACCAACAUGAUUUUAAACUAUAAUAAAGUCUUAGAUGGUAGAGGUGACAUUCAGGAUUUCUUUGACAAUCACCUUCCAAUGCUAAAGGAAAUGUCCAUUAGCCAUAACAUCAUUAAGGAGUUGAAAAACAAUGCAUUCUUUCCAUUUGCCAGUUUAGAAAUAUUAGAACUACAGUGUAAUGAAAUAGCAACAAUUGAAGCCGGAGCAUUUAAUGGACUGGAUAAUUUAAGGCAUUUAAAUUUAGAAUGGAAUAAGAUCGCGAUUAUGGAAAUUAGCGUCUUGGACGUACUUCCAAAUUUGAUUACUUUAUGCUGUGAACUUAUUAGUACAUUUCUGUUUACUGUUGCUAAUCGAAAUUUGUUACCGGAGAAUUUAAAACCAUUGAUUGCCAAUAUACAUUACCAGCCUACCACCAGAAACUUAGAUCAUAAUCGUAUCAAUAAUAUCUUAAAAGAUGAUUUAAAGUAUCUAGCCGGAUUAAUUAAAAUCAACCUAGCAGAAAAUGAAAUUAAAGAAAUUAGCCAAGAAAGUUUUCAGAAUCUUGUCGAUGUAGUAGACAUUUGUUUAAAUGAAAACUCAAUCAGUCGUUUAGAUCAAAACAUGUUUCAUGAUUUGCCGGAAUUAAAAUACCUGGAUUUAAGUUUCAAUAAAAUCGGUACUGAUUUCAUAUCUAGCAGUGUCUUUCAGAAUUUAACUUCCAUUGAAAUUUUGUAA